UGCCGAUUAUUAUUUUUUGCGGAGAAGGCAAUGAAUGACAUAUGACAUCGCUGUGGCUGGAAGUAGAAGUCCAGAGAGCAACCUGGGGGUGUGAACGAAGCCAAUAUCAAUGAUGCCGAAAAGAAGGGCUUGAAGCGGAUGGAGGGAUUCAUCCAGACAGGAAGUGCUUAUGCUCAAGAACAUGGAACUCGACCGGCGACGAUAGGAUUCGUGCUGGCAUCCAAUCCCCUGGCAUUGCUUGCUUGGAUUGGUGAGAAGUUCAUUCAAUGGACGGAUGAGACGCCGUUUUUAGAAGACAUUCUUGAUGAUGUGACGUUGUACUGGUUCACUCAGUCCUUCCCACGUUGCAUCUAUAUCUACCGAGAAUACCAUGGCGAUCCUGGCGCCCAUACGCCACACGGUGACCCAAGGUUCCGCAGUGAGAAGCCUGUCGGAUACUCCUGGUUCCCACAAGAGCUGGCACCCAUUCCGAAAGCCUGGGUUGAGCGUAUGGGUAAUCUCGUCUGGCACAGGCAACAUGAUUCCGGUGGUCAUUUUGCAGCUCUGGAAAAGCCGGAGGUGUUGAUGGCAGAUGUUGAGGACUUUGCCAAACAAGUUUGGCAGCGCAAGAUCUCGUUACCGGGCUGGUCAUCGAGUGUCAACAACAAUGACGUGUAGCCAAAGACGCAGACCGCACAUGACAAGAUGCCUGAGGUGGUGGCGCGAGGCUGCGGUGGGAAAGGGGUCGCUGAACAAGGUGAUAGCACCCUGUAUAUCACAUGCCGCAGCUGAGCGGACUACUGAAAGGACACGAAAGUCCCGUAGUAACCACGAUGGUAAAGCCGUUUUCUUGCAGUGUCUAGAGCAAGUUAGCUGGUUUAGUAGAAUUCAUC
Molecule: messenger RNA, 872 nt
Organism: Exophiala viscosa
Lineage: Eukaryota; Fungi; Ascomycota; Eurotiomycetes; Chaetothyriales; Herpotrichiellaceae
Product: Alpha/Beta hydrolase protein
Exons: 1
Coding region: 139-657 (172 amino acids)
Biological process (GO): epoxide metabolic process
Molecular function (GO): epoxide hydrolase activity
Source: RefSeq, a predicted model, not a curated record